AAAAUUCCGAGCUUCGUUCCGGGAGGCGGUGUCUUGCUCUACCCGGCCAGGGCCAACAAUGGCAAAUCUGUAAAUAUGCAGUAAACUCCUGUCACUGCGAGAAAACAAGAAAAAGGAGAGUGAUGAGGCUUCUGGAGUUCGUCCCCUGUGGCCGUCCCGCGGCUCUGCCGGAGGACUCUCCGCCGAGCCCGAGGCUGACGGAGGAGGCGCCGCCGCCGAGCCCACGGCUGACGGAGGAGGCAGCGGCACCGCCGCUUUCCCCGACGACUUGCGCUUAUGCUGAGAAGCCCCGGCGGAGACCCUCACACGGGUCGGCGUCGCCGUGGAGGCCGUCGCUCGUCGCUAUCUCCGAGGACGGCACGACGGUGGCGACGGCGGGGGUCGCCGCGAAGGGUGCGGGUCGGGGCGGUGGAACGCGGAUGUCGAGGGCCAAAUCGACGGGGAGGGUUUUUGCUCGCAAGGAACGAGACGACUUCCGGCACUAUGGAGUUCCCACGGUCAUGCCUUCGUUUUCUCCCGCUGCCUUCUUGUUCUGAAGCUCUCCGUUUGAAGAACUAGAAGCAAAAUGUCUUGUGCUUUCUUGACGUAAAUGGAAAAUUGUGACUUAUGUGUUGUUUCUUAAUAAUGCAAAUUUGUAGUGCUUCUGUGCAUAAUUCAAUUGUUUUAUAAGUCUACUUUUUGCUUAUUUGCUUGCUGUGCAAUAUUGAAAGUUAGCUGCUUGGAAUUCCCUGAGGGCAUAAAGCCACAAUAUAUAAUAAAUGGUUGCAAGCCCUUCAGUU
Molecule: messenger RNA, 779 nt
Organism: Phoenix dactylifera (date palm)
Lineage: Eukaryota; Viridiplantae; Streptophyta; Magnoliopsida; Arecales; Arecaceae
Source: RefSeq, a predicted model, not a curated record